Molecule: messenger RNA, 1816 nt
Organism: Cannabis sativa
Lineage: Eukaryota; Viridiplantae; Streptophyta; Magnoliopsida; Rosales; Cannabaceae
Exons: 3
Coding region: 420-1652 (410 amino acids)
Molecular function (GO): zinc ion binding; nucleic acid binding
Source: RefSeq, a predicted model, not a curated record
CAAACUUUAUUUAUAUGCAUGUCAGUAUAUACCUGUACACAUAUACACAUACACUAUAUUAUUCAUAGAUACAAUUAAUUAAUGAGUAGGAAAUAAUAAUAAUUUCCAAUAUUAUUUAUUUUCAAAAAAAAUAAAUGAAAAUAUAAUAAUAAUGUUGGUAGAUUGUUAUUAUUUCCCAACAUCUCAACAUUAAUUAAAGCUACUUUCCUUCGUAUGGGGGAGACUUUAUGGCAGAAAUACUCGAAAAGUCUUUAUCUCUCUCAUAUGGAGGAAAGUUGGCUUUGAUUAAUAGGUUGAGAAACAACAUUGACAUGACUUGUAGUUUAAACUACAAACUUUCAAAAUCAGCUGAUGAAAUAAACUGAAGCUUCAAGCAGUCCCCUUCGAGCUUCAAGAAUCAAGAUCUUCCUCCUCCGAUCAUGGUGCGUACUCGGGCCACCAGUUCUGCAACAACAUCUGACGAUCCUUCCAGAGUUGAAGCACCAAUGGCUCCUCCACCAUCAACCAAUUCCGCUGACAACCCUCCACAAACAAACCAGUCAAUUCCUGCUCUGCGUCGAUCUACUCCAGUCGACAGACCAGCUUAUGAAGACAUUAGAUCACCCUACUACAUCAGCACAGCUGAUCAUCCGGGCCUCUCUCUUGUCACUCCAGUUCUCUCGGACAAGAAUUUCCAAUCUUGGAAAAGAGAUUUCAAGCUCUCCAUUGGAGCAAGGAACAAGACUCCAUUCUUGGAAGGUACUCUCCUUCAACCCCCUGCAAAUGACUCUCUUUUUGAUCAUUGGACUCGUUGUAAUCAACUUGUUAUGUCAUGGAUUUUACAUUCGGUUUCACCCGAAAUCAAGAGUAGCAUCAUGUACUUUGAUACUGCUCAUGAAAUGUGGACCGUGUUAAACAAUCGCUUUAACCAAGCUAAUGGUCCCAGAAUUUUCGAAUUAAAUGAGACACUAACCUAUCUCAAUCAAGGAGAUGAUUCGGUUAGUGCCUAUUUUACCAAACUUACAGCUAUAUGGGAUGAAAUUCAUCAAUUGAGACCAUGCAUUCCAUGUACUUGUGCUGCUGCUGCACAACACUUGGCUCAUCAAAAUCAUGACCAAGUAUUACAAUUCCUUAAGGGCCUCAAUGAUACAUAUCAGGCUGUGCGAGAUCAGAUCCUACUCCUUGAUCCUUGCCCUGCCUUGAACAAGGUCUUCUCUAUGGUAAUCAACCAAGAAAGACAAAGGUCUCUUGGCCAUCGAUUUCUUCCCCCUUUGGCUGCUGCUUCAAGUUCUUCCAACCCACAAGAUUCUGCACCUACUGCCAAUGCAGUCUCGAAGAACAAAAGACCACGGCCACAUUGCACAAAUUGCCAAAAGCCAGGCCAUUAUAAAGAUAAAUGUUACUUCCUAAUCGGUUUUCCACCUGGUUAUGGCAACAAAAAAUCAGAUUCUACUUCUACUAAAAAAUCUGAUUUGAACACCAACAACCCGCAAGCUUCUCAAGUCACAUCUUCAACACCUGAUUUCAACACACAACUUACCCCAGCACAAUGCCAACAGUUGAUCUCAAUGUUAGCACAACAACUCCCCACAACAGAUGCAUCUACAUCUGACAAAGCUAUGAUCAACAAUAUCUCAGGAAUCUACAAUGACAUCGAAGAUUGGGAUAGCUAAGAGAAUUGGCAACCUAUACUACCUUCAACAAUUAGACAAUGAGGACAAAUAUUCAGUCCAAACUUGUAAUACUCAAUUGAAUAAUCUCCAAUGGCAUACACGCCUUGGACACCCCUCUGUAAUGGUUUCUAAUAAAGUCAAUAAACAAUUACAAAUUCCUCAUA